AUGGCGAGAACUUCGUCUUUCAGACGUGGGGGGGAUUCGUCGUCUCCUCACACCAGGCCCCCUCUCCCUCCACCGUCCAGUGGGUCUGAACAAUCGGUCGAGACAGAAUGGAAGGAGAUAGGCUGUCACACCGCGAAAUGCGAUAUGUGCAACACACGCAAUGGAACGGGCAUGUCCCGCUGCGAGGGGUGCGGCUGGCAGGCGUGCUACAGAUGUAUUCUUGCGAACGGGUGCAGCCGCACGCACCGGGGAAACGGGCGCGUCCAUACGGGGGCUAUCGACCACACUCUCAUUGCCCGUAUGAGGCGUGGCAGGGUGUCGGUCAAGAGGGAGGGGGGUGACGCCGGGGGCGAGCAGUGCGCCGGUCAGUUGAGGGGAGAGUCGAGAGAACCAACGAAAAUGAAGGGUGAGGAAUCUUCUUCGAAGACAUCAAGCUCCGCGGACGAUGAGAUCCUGAGCGCGGCUCGGAAUUUUUUGGCUUUUAGUAUUGAAGCCGUCGGUUUAGCCAUCCGUGAAGACGGUCUUGACCGAGAACAUUUAGCUGGUGUGGCUGCGCCUCGAGACGAAGAUGUUGCGAAGUUCGUGAAUAUGACUAGUCGAGAAUUGCAUGACUACGCCCAGCAACAAGCCAGUCACGCCCUUCAGGCAUACCUUGAGCGCAGAGCCAGAGAGACGGAUGCUCAGGGGAUUGUCACCUUCUCUAUGGCUCAAGAAAAUGUCGAUGAAGAUACCACCUCAUCGAACAAAGCUCGAAGGGCUGAGAGCAAGCGGGCUGGGAGAUACGAUUCUCAAUUACUUUGA
Messenger RNA from Aspergillus thermomutatus, 801 nucleotides. RefSeq lists its product as uncharacterized. The record is from RefSeq and is a predicted model, not a curated record. The transcript has a single exon. Bases 1 to 801 code for a protein of 266 amino acids. NCBI's taxonomy places the organism in Eukaryota, Fungi, Ascomycota, Eurotiomycetes, Eurotiales, Aspergillaceae.